This is a messenger RNA of Rangifer tarandus platyrhynchus (Svalbard reindeer), 543 nucleotides long. Lineage: Eukaryota; Metazoa; Chordata; Mammalia; Artiodactyla; Cervidae. The record is from the annotation of a GenBank genome assembly.
AUGUGGACCAGUGUGCUCAGCGGGCCAGCGCCCUCCUCGUCACCACCCACCACAGCUGUCCACCCCCUGGUGCGCCGAGGAUGGCGGGGCCAGCGGGGUCAAGGGGUCCGCAGGACGCCACCCCGAGAUGCCUCGAGAAGUGGGGGUGGGGCGCAGAAAGGGGGUGCCUGGCUCCCGACCAGGGCGCCUGCCCAGCUGAGGGGACACUUGGCUCCAGCUGCCGUGCGAGUGGUCAGCCAGCAAGCAGCAUGCACAGGGGUGUCCCUGCCCCACGCCCCUGCCUCCUGGCCCCCCUUUCCAGCCCCCACCAGCAAAGCUGCACAGCCUCGCUCACCCGGUCCCACCUGUCCGACUCCCCAGCAGGCACCCUGGGUGCCGCGGCUGCUCCUCGAAGGGCCUGACCCUCUGAGCGGAGGUGCCGCCAGCUGGCAGCACAGCGCCAAGGGCAGCGGCUCCAUGGGCAGCAUGCCUAAGGCCACAUACAGCCCGGGGUCCUCCGGGGACUGUGUGGGGGUCAAGGCGGUGGCCCUGUUUCACGGGUGA